GGCAGUCGCUGCUGCAGCUCGCUGUGACCAGCAGUGGGGCUGCAAUGGGUCCCCAUCCCAUCGCCAUGGGGCAGCAGCCCCUCUCCUGUUGCCACCGCUCGGCUCCCACGUGCUCCUGACCCCGAGAUGGGAUCAAAGAGACGUAUCUGGAGAUGAGACCGCGCUCAUUCCUUCUGGCUUUGGAAUUUGCAAGCGCUGUAAACUGGAAUGAAAACGUGAGCGUAAGAAAUGCCCCGAGGAGCAGAGCUGUGACCUCACGCUGAGGUGUGCGGGCAGCUGGGAGGCCUUCAGAGCCCCUCCCUGGGUCGGUUUGGCGCCUGGCUGUUCCUUAUGAACGCUUUCACUGUGCUUGAAGCAAAUGAGGUCAGCGCACACAUCCCGAAGGCUAUGCCCCACUGCCCCACGCAGGCAGCAGCUGCAGCACAGGCCAUGGUGGGAGGCGGAGAGGCUUUCGUGCUCCAUAUCCUGCUCUGCAUUCUGGGCAGAGGUGCUGCCCAAAUCAGGUGCCUGGGGCACGUGAGGAUCGAGCCGGGCUCCGUGGUGCCAAUGGGUUCCAACGUCUCCAUCACCUGUGUCUCGGCGCUGGACUGCCCGUGGGCGAGCCUCUCCAUCCUGCUCAACCUCACAGCCCCCAAGGAUCCCCCACGCCCUCUCAACAGCAGUGCAGCCCAGCUGCAGCUGCGCGGUUUCCGCCUGCCCUUCAGCAUCAUCACCUGCCUCGCCCGCUGCCCCAACAGCUACUGGAACGAGGUGGUCUGCGGGACGGAGCUCUGGGCCGGCUACCCCCCAGGCCCCCCCACCAACCUGAGCUGUGCCAUCCCCGAGCGCUCAGGGAGCCUGGCAUGCACAUGGGACGCCGGGCAGCCAACACUGCUGCACACCAACUACAGCCUCCACAUGCGCAGCAUACAGACGGCACAGGAGGAUGUGUUCCCCACGGGCUCACCAGUGCCCUUGAGUGCUCUGAAUGGCAGCAGUCGCUACCUGGCAUGGGUGCAGGCCAGCAAUGCACUGGGCAUGGCACGCUCAGCCCCUCUGCACCUCGACCUGCAGCAGCUCGUGGUGCCCGCCGUGCCCCUGGCUGAGAGCGCAGAGACGACGGCAGGGUCACCUCCCACCACCACCAUCCGUUGGCGACAGCAGACAGAACUGCAGGACGUGCGCUGCGAGGAGCGGCACAAGGCAGUGGGUGCUGCGGAGUGGCAUGUGACAGCAUGGGACAGUGCAGUGCAGCGUGGACACCAGCUUCAGAGUGCCACCCGCUACGUGUUCCAGGCACGGUGCCGGCUCAGCGCUGCAGGCAGCCCCUGGAGUGCUUGGGGCCUGCCCUUCACCUACAGCACACCCGAGGCUGCCCCCGCGGCAGCACCCGACGUGUGGCGGCGGCUGGGGCGGCUGUUCCCCAACGGCAGCCACGAGGUGACAGUCUUGAUCAAGCCGUCCCGCGAUGCCCGCACGCCCAUCCUGGGCUACGCCGUGUGGGCUGGAGCCUCGCGUCCCCUCUGCAAUACAUCGAGCACCGCCUGCAGCCUCCUCCUGCCUCCGGCACUGCGCGACCUCCGCGUCACCGCCUACAACGCCCGGGGGGCUUCGAGCCCCGCCCGUGUGACGCUCCGCCGGGACCCCAGCCCGGAAGCCUUCCCAUCACCACUGGCUGUGGAUGUGCAGCGUGAGAACCAGAGCACCAUAUCCGUGGCCUGGCAGCUCCCCCGGCACAACGGGACCCCCCCACUCUGGUUCAUAGUGGAGUGGGUUUGUACAGCUCCGUACAGCCAUGAGGAAGAGUUCUUUUGGAAGAAAGUCCCAGGCCAGGACAGCCACACCUACAUCCAAGAGGACGCAGCAGCAGGAAGCCACAUCAACGUGUCGGUGUAUGCAGUCUACCCAAAUGGAGUGAGCAAACCAAGCUCUGGCCAAGUUUCUUUGGAGGACCAGAUGUUGGGCAUUAUCUACCCGGAGGCUUUGCAUGAAGAUGACAUCAGGCUUUUCCUGGGAACGGGUGUCAGUGUGCUCAUAUUAUCGGUGGUUCUUGUAAUUCUGAUGUUUAAAAAAUCAGCUAGAAAAAGAAUUAAGGCAGCAGUGGCACUGGUUUUGCCAAAAUGGCUGCUUGAAGAUUUCCCCCACAUGGAAAACAGCAAGGUGAUAAAGUCCUUCCAGGAGAAGAGUGAAUUCACAAACAGCAUUUUCAGUGAGCCGUUCCUGGAUAACAGUGACCCCACAAUUACGGAAAUAAAGGAGCUGUCAGGGGACAAGAAAUACAAGAACGUGGACAUCAAAAAGGAACCCAGCAAUGUGGUCCCUGAGAACGUGGAGCACCCACAGAGCUCAGCACCUCCCCAUAACACGGCCACGGAGGACGUCAGUGACUACAAACCCCAAAUCUCUGAUGCAAACACACUAGGAUAUGUAGCUGCCAACAUGGGCCUGAUACAGCCCUACACACCAGCUCCAGAACCAGAGACAAAUAUUUUCUUCCGAGACUACAGCAGCCCUUUUAGCUGCCUGUGGGAUGCUGAAGGAGCAGGGGCCCAGGUGUGCCUGCUGGACAAGAUCAACCUGGUUUUAAACAACGACAGAAGUGGACAAAACCACGCAUUCAGCUCCGCCCAGGAGGAACAAAAUGCCCUUUUGGAAAACCAGUGGGAAAAAACACUGUACAGUGAAGGAGUUCAGGAACAAACCUUGGUUCCAGAUGAGCUGGUUUCUUGCUUAAGGGCAAUGAAUGGAGGAUCUGUGGAUAUACAGACCUGCUUUCCCCAGAGCAUCGGAAGAUUGUUUUGAGUGAAAUUGUGAUGAGAAGCCCACAAACUUGUGACAAUAUGAUGGUGACACAUAUCUGCUUUUGAGAUCUCAAACAUCAGAGCUGGAACAAAACUCCAAAUCUGAAACUCUUCCCCUUAACUGACUACAGAUAGCUUUGGAUGCAUGGAACGCCUUGGCCAGUAAAACAUCAUUUAAUUUUACCUCAUGUUUUUACAAACACAAAAAUGUGAGCUUAGAUUCCUGUAGGAGCUGAAAUAUAAAGCAGGUGAUUCUUACA
Molecule: messenger RNA, 3040 nt
Organism: Gallus gallus (chicken)
Lineage: Eukaryota; Metazoa; Chordata; Aves; Galliformes; Phasianidae
Gene: IL23R
Product: interleukin 23 receptor
Exons: 17
Coding region: 331-2781 (816 amino acids)
Cellular component (GO): membrane
Molecular function (GO): cytokine receptor activity; protein binding
Source: RefSeq, a predicted model, not a curated record